Molecule: messenger RNA, 8030 nt
Organism: Loxodonta africana (African savanna elephant)
Lineage: Eukaryota; Metazoa; Chordata; Mammalia; Proboscidea; Elephantidae
Gene: PRX
Product: periaxin
Exons: 5
Coding region: 37-4431 (1464 amino acids)
Biological process (GO): peripheral nervous system myelin maintenance; regulation of RNA splicing
Cellular component (GO): nucleus; cytoplasm
Molecular function (GO): protein binding
Source: RefSeq, a predicted model, not a curated record
AGGAGCACGGGGUGACCCUGAGGUAAGCACCGGCUGAUGCCACACGCCCUUACCUGCCUGCCCCUGGCCUGGCUGGAGCCUCAUGCCCUGGUCUCUCCCUGGCAGGCAGCAAGACUCCAGAGGAAGGGUGUGAGCCCUGCAGACGGCUGCACGGCACCCCGGGCUGGGCUCCUGCUAGGAGGGGGUGCCUGCGCCCAGGCAGCGGCUCAGAGGCAGCUGCUCCAUGCAGAACUGAAGCUGGUCCUGCAGCAGAAGGGGGAGAGGAAGCAGGAGCCUGGGGCCUGCGUGACUCCCAGCAGCACCAUGGAGGCCAGGAGCCGCAGUGCUGAGGAGCUGAGGAGGGCAGAAUUGGUGGAGAUCAUCGUGGAGACCGAGGCGCAGACCGGAGUCAGCGGCAUCAACGUAAGCGGCGGUGGCAAGGAGGGAAUCUUCAUCCGCGAGCUGCGUGAGGACUCGCCUGCCGCCAGGAGCCUCAGCUUACAGGAAGGGGACCAGCUGCUCAGCGCCCGCGUGUUUUUUGAGAACUUCAAGUACGAGGACGCUCUACGCCUGCUGCAAUGUGCGGAGCCCUACAAGGUCUCCUUCUGCCUGAAGCGCACUGUGCCCACUGGGGACCUGGCGCUGCGGCCCGGGACUGUGGCUGGCUACGAGAUCAAGGGCCCCCGGGCCAAGGUGGCCAAGCUGAACAUCCAGAGUCUCUCCCCUGUGAAGAAGAAGAAGAAGGUGGUGGUGCCUGGGGUCAUGGGGGCCCCUGCAGACCUGGCCCCUGUUGACGUCGAAUUCUCCUUUCCUAAGUUCUCUCGGCUGCGUCGGGGCCUUAAAGUCGAUGCCGUCAAGGGCCCUGUCCCAGCUGUCCCCGCCCGCCGGCGCCUCCAGCUGCCCCGGCUUCGGGUACGAGAAGUGGCUGAGGAGACUCGGGCAGCCCGGCUGGCCGCUGCCGCUCCUCCCCACAGAAAGGCCAAGGCUGAGGCUGAGGUGGCAGCGGGAGCCCGCUUCACAGCCCCCCAGGUGGAGCUGGUGGGGCUGCCAGGCGUCGAGGUGGGUGUCCCCCAGGUCUCAGCCCCCAAGGGGCCAGGGGAGGUGGCUCCCUCAGCCGUGGGGAUUCAGGUCCCCCAAGUGGAGCUGCCUCCUUUGCCUUCACUACCUACUCUGCCCACACUUCCCUGUCUGGAGAUCCGGGAAGGUGCUGUGGCAGUGACGAUGCCCACUCUGGACGUGGCAGCACCUACCGUGGGGGUGGACCUGGCCUUGCCCGGCACAGAAGUGGAGGCUCGGGAAGAGGCACCUGAGGUGGCCCUGAAGAUGCCCCGCCUCAGUUUCCCCCGCUUUGGGGCUCGGGCAAAGGAAGUUGCUGAGGGCAAGGUGGCCAAGGAGAGCUCUGAGGCCAGGGUGAAGGGGCCCAGACUUCGAAUGCCCACCUUUGGGCUGUCUCUGUUGGAGCCCCGGCCUGCUGCCCCUGAAGCUGUGGUCGAGAGCAAGCUGAAGCUGCCUACCAUCAAGAUGCCCUCCUUUGGUAUCGGGGUGUCAGGGCCUGAGGUCAAGGUGCCCAAGGGGCCUGAGGUGAAGCUCCUCAAGGCGCCUGACAUCAAGCUCCCGAAAGUGCCCGAGGCGGCCCUGCCCGAGGUGCGACUCCCGCAGGUGGAGCUCCCAAAAGUUUCCGAGAUGAAAGUCCCAGAGGUGAAACUCCCCAAGGUGCCGGAGAUGGCUGUGCCCGACGUGCGGCUUCCAGAAGUGCAGCUGCCGAAAGUCCCCGAGAUGGAGGUCCCUGAGAUGAAACUCCCGAAGGUGCCUGAGAUGAAGCUCCCUGAGGUGAAACUCCCCAAGGUGCCCGAAAUGGCCGUGCCCGAAGUGCACCUCCCGGAAGUGCAGCUCCCGAAGGUUCCGGAAAUGAAGCUCCCUGAGGUGAAGCUCCCCGAGGUGAAGCUCCCCAAGGUGCCCGAGAUGGCCGUGCCCGACGUGCGCCUCCCUGAAGUGCAGCUCCCGAAAGUUCCGGAAAUGAAGCUCCCCGAGGUGAAGCUCCCCAAGGUGCCCGAGAUGGCUGUGCCUGAUGUGCGCCUCCCGGAAGUGCAGCUCCCGAAAGCUCCGGAAAUGAAGCUCCCGAAGGUGCCCGAGAUGGCUGUGCCUGCAGUGCGCCUCCCGGAGGUGCAGCUGCCAAAGGUGUCCGAGAUGAAACUCCCCAAGGUGCCCGAGAUGGCCGUUCCGGAUGUGCGCCUCCCAGAAGUGCAGCUGCCAAAAGUCUCAGAGAUGAAAGUCCCCGACGUGAAACUCCCCGAGAUGAAGUUCCCGGAGAUAAAGCUCCCCAAAGUGCCGGAGAUGACUGUGCCUGAUGUGCCCCGCCUGGAGGUGCAGCUUCCAGAAAUGCCCAAGGUUCCAGAUGUCUGUCUUCCGAAGGCCCCGGAGGUGAAGCCGCCCAAGGCUCCAGAGGUGCAGCUCAAAGGUGCCGGGGCCGAGAACGCUGAAUUUGGCCUCAAGAUGCCCAAGAUGACCAUGCCCAAGCUGGGGAGGCCAGAGUCCCCGCCACGAGGCAAGCCAGGCGAGGCCGGCACUGAGGUCUCGGGGAAGCUGGUGACACUUCCCUGUCUGCAGCCAGAAGUGGGCGGUGAGGCUCGCGUGGGUGCCCCCUCCUUCACACUGCCCUCGGUGGAGCUGGACCUGCCAGGGGCCCUUGGCUUGGAGGGCCAGGUGGAGCGGGCAGAGGGCCCUGGGGUGGCAGCAGGGGUGGGGGAAGCAGGCUUCCGGGUGCCCUCUGUUGAGCUUGUCGUUCCACAGCUGCCCACAGUGGAGGUUGAGGAAGGGCGGCUGGAGGCAAUGGAGAUGAAAGUCAAAUCCUCCUCCAAGUUCUCCCUGCCCAAGUUUGGACUCUCAGGGCCAAAGAUGGCCAAGGCGGAGGCUGAAGGGGCUGGGCGAGCCACCAAGCUGAAGGUAUCCAAGUUCGCCAUCUCGCUCCCCAAGGCUCGGGUGGGGACCGAGGCUGAGGCCAAAGGGGCAGGGGAGGCAGGCCUGCUGCCUGCGCUUGAUCUGUCCAUCCCACAGCUCAGUCUGGAUGCCCAUUUGCCCACGGGCAAGGUGGAGGUGGCAGGGGCCGACAUCAAGCUCAAGGGCUCCAGGUUUGCCCUGCCCAAGUUUGGGGUCAGAGGCCGGGACACUGAGGCUGGAGAUCUUGGGUCAGGGUCGGCCGAGCUUGAGGGUAAGGGCCGGGGCUGGGAUGGGAAGGUAAAGAUGCCCAAGCUGAAAAUGCCGUCCUUUGGGUUGGCUCGGGGGAAAGAAGCAGAAGUCCAGGGUGGGCGUGCCAGCCCAGGGGAAAAGCCAGAGUCCACAGCCAGGCAUCUUAAGCUUCCCGAGGUGGAGCUGGCCACGCCGGGGACCGAGGAGGAAGGGCGGGCUGAGGGGGCAGCAGCUGUUAGCCGGGCGUGGCUGUCAGGCCUGCAGGUCUCCACGAGCAGGCAGGUGGGCACUGAGGGCCAGGAGGGGGCGCCGAGGAUGCGCUCACUGGGCAUCUCCCUGCCCCAAGUGGAGCUGACCAGCUUUGGGGAGGUGGGACUGGGUACCACCUCAGGGCAGCAGGCUGAAGGUACAACCCCUUCAGCAGAGGGCACAGCAGGCUACAGGGUCCAGUUGCCUCAGGUGACCUUGUCCCUACCUGGAACCCAGGUGGCCGGUGGUGAGCUACUGGUGGGUGAGGGUGUCUUCAAGAUGCCUGCUGUAACCAUGCCCCAGCUUGAGUUGGAUGUGGGGUUGAGCCGUGAGGCACAGGUGGGCGAAGCAGCCACAGGCGAGGGUGGGCUGAGGCUGAAGGUUCCCACGCUGGGGGCAGGAGCUGGGGCGGGGGCAGAGGGGACUCAGGAGCAGUCUGUAGGGGCCGAGCACGCCUUCCGCCUCUCACUUCCCAACGUGGAGCUCUCACCACCCACCGUGGGCAGCCACGCCGAGUACCAGGUGGCAGAGGGCGAAGGGGACGCCGGGCACAAGCUUAAGGUGCGGCUACCCCGGUUUGGCCUGGUGCGAGCCAAGGAGGGGGCCGAGGAGGGAGAGAAGGUCAAGAGCCCAAAACUCAGGCUGCCCCGCGUGGGCUUCAGCCAGGGCGAGGAAGCCGCUGGGGAGGGCUCCCCCAGCCCUGAGGAGGAAGAAGAAGAGGGCACAGGGGAAAGAGCCUCAGGGCGUCGAGGCCGGGUACGCGUCCGCCUGCCCCGUGUGGCCCUAGCUGCCCCUUCCAAGGCCUCCAGGGGACAGGAGGGCGAGGCAGUUCCCAAGUCCCCUAGUGGGGAGAAGUCUCCCAAGUUCCGCUUCCCCAGGGUGUCCCUGAGCCCCAAGGCUCGGAGUGGGGACCAGGAGGAGGGUGGGUUCAGGGUCCGGCUGCCCAGUGUGGGGUUUUCAGAGACGGGGGCUCCAGGUCCCACCCGGAUGGAGGGGGCUCAGGCUGCUGUCGUCUGAAGCCCCUGGCAGAGGAAACUCGCCUCCUGUCCCCCCUCCCUGCCCUCCCUCUGUCUUGUAUGUGAGAUAACCAGCACUAACUCUGAGAGGGUGGGAGGGGGGUGACUGACCAGGGCGGGGCGGCGGGCAUGAGUGCCUGUAUCUCGGCCACACCAUGUGAAUAAAGUAAUCCAGAGGUAGCAAGUGUCUGGUCUCUGUGUGUGUUGUGGGGCGGGGCGGGGAGUGAGGAGGGUGGGGUGCGUGGAACAAAAAGAGCCCCAGAGCCACAUAAACCAGAGACUCCAUCGGCCUGAGACUAGAAGAACUAGAUGGUGCCCGGCUACCACCUGACAAGGAACACAACAGAGUGUCCCUGACGGAGCAGGAGAAAAGUGGGGUGCAGAACUCAAAUUCUAGUAAAAAGACCAGACUUAAUGGUCUAACUGAGACUGGAGGAACCCCAGAAGACAUGGCCCUCGGACUCUCUACUAACCCAGAAUUAAAACCAUUCCUGAAGCCAACUCUUCAGACUUAGACUGGACUAUAAGACAAAAAAUGAUACUCAUGAAGAGAAUGCUUCUUAGUUCCAGUAGAUACACGAGACUAAAUGGGCAGCUCCUGUCCGGAGGCCAGAUGAGAAGGCAGAAGGGGAUAGGAGCUGGCUGAAUGGACAUGGGAAAUCCGGAGUGGAAAGGAGGAAUGUGUGGUCACAUAGGGAGAGCAACUAGGGUCACAUGACAAUGUGUUUAAAUUUUUGUAUGAGAAAGUAACUUCAGCUGUAACCUUUCACUUAAAGCACAAUUAAAAAACAAAAACUAGGUGGCCUUAAAAAAAAAAAAAAAAGAGCCCCGGAGGGAAAGUUUGAGGGGGACUUGAGCCUGGCUGGAGGGGAGCCUUUGGUAUAGGGGGGACAAAGGCCACCCCUGGUCUAAGAAGAUUCAGGGUGACCUUGGGAUAGACUGGGGUGGGAGGCUGGUCUAGCCCUUCAUCAGAGCGCAGCUGUGGGACCCCUCUGUUGGGGAAUCCACAUGUCCUAGGGAACUCAGUCACCCUGGGACAGGCCCCAGGGGCCCUAAGAGCAGAUCGAUACCCACUGUCCUCUUCCCGGCACCUCCCUGCCGCCAAGGGCGCCUUCGUGCAACCUGGCCUUCCACUUCCAGUCUGGCUGGUUUGACUGCCCAUCCCAGGCCCCACCCAGGUAGGCCCCUUGUGCCCCUCUCCAGAACUGUGGGCUCAGAGCCUCCACCCUUGACACCUGGCUGCCUCUUAGGAUUAGGCACCAGGGUCCUUCAGCCCCUGUCAGCGCUGGGCCUCAGCUGCCUCCCCACACCCCAACUAAGGAUCUCAGCUGCUAAGCCCUCACCAGGGCAUCCAGACACCCCCAUGGGUCCCUGCCACACCCCUGACUGGACUAAGAAGGCAUGUUCUCCAGUUCCAAAUCAUCUCUCCCCCACAUCUGUCCUUCCCACUCUCUUCAAAUCUUCUGUCCUCACCCACCGCCCCCCCAUCCCAGAGGAUGAGGCCCCGGCCCUUGAAUCAUCACAGACCCCCCUACUCAGACCUUUCUUUAUGGGGCACACCCCUCCCCAGCCCACCAGCAUUUCGGGGCAUCCUCCCACCACAGCCCAGAUCUGUCAGCAGUGGCCUCUCUGUGGCUAUUCUGGGAGCUCCCUAUCUCCCUGUCCUGCCUUCUCAGGGACCUUCGUCCUGAAAAUUUCCACUUUCUUCUUAAGCUCCUUGGGCCCUCAGGCCCUCCUGGCCCCAUCCACCGUCACACCCUCCCCGGGCUUCCGCUCCUCACCUUUGUGCUGACAACUCCCAAGUCCACGUGGGAUCCGAUGGCCUCCCAAAUGCCUCCGCCAGGAUGUCUCCUGGAAACUAGGAGGUUGUGUGAGCCAAGCUCCGACCCAGACUGCUCGGAGUCAAAGUCUGUCUCUGGCAUCCUGUUGAGUGGCCAUACCCACCCGUCGCCACUGAGUCAAUUCUGACUCAUGGCGACCCCAUGUGUUACAGAGGAGAACUGCUCCACAGGGUUUUCUUGGCUGUAAUCUUCACAGAAGCAGAUCGCCAGGCUCUGGGUGGAUUCAAACCGCCAACCUUUAGGUUAGCUGCUGACUGCACACUGCUUGUGCCUGGGUGACCAUAGGCAUUCUCAAAACUUCUUUGUGCCUCAGUUUUCUCUUCCAUGAAAUGGAACUAUUGAAAUUAGCUACAUGAAAGAGAAGUCUCUGGUUCUUACUAGUAUGUUUGUGAGGAUUAGAUAAUGGUUGUAAAGCACCCAGUAUGUGGUUAAAUGUUUUGGUGUUAAAUUUCCUAAUCUGAUCUCAGCAUCUUCUCUCUCAACCUGUUCCUUGUCCGCCGCCACCCCAUCUCAGAGACCACAAGCCAGAGCUCUGGGCCUCUUCCUGGAUGGCUCCCGCCUUUCUCCCCAACUCAUCAGUCCCGCAGCCUGUCCUCUUGGCCUCCUGAGUGUCUCAUCCACCUCCCUCUUCCUCCCUCCCCAACCUCACCCACCUGAACCCUGCCCCGGCCUCCUUCCCAGCCUCUGGGCCUGCACACUUGCCCCCUGUCUUAGUCAUCUGGUGCUGCUAUAACAGAAGUACCACGAGUUGAUGGCUUUAACAAAGAGAAGUUUAUUCUCUCACAGUUCAGAAGUCCUGAUUCAGGGUGCCAGCUCCAGGGGAAGGCUUUCUCUCUUUGACCUCUGAAGGAAGGUCCUUGUGGUGCAUCAGUCUUCCCUGGGUCUGGGAGCAUCUCAGGGCAGGAACCCCAGGUCCAAAGGACAUGCUCUGCUCUUGGUGGUAUGAGGUCCCCAUGUCUCUCUGCUCGCUUCUCCCUUUUCUACCUCAAAAGAGAUUGGCUUAAGACACUGCCUAAUCUUGUAGGCCUCAUCAAUGUAACUGCCGCUAAUCCAUUUCAUUACAUCAUAGUGAUAGGAUUUACAACACAUAGGGAAAUCACAUAAAAUGGUGGACAAUCACAUAAUACUGGGACUCAUGGCCCAGCUAAGUUGAUAGAUAUUUUGGGGGGACACAAUUCAGCCCAUGACACCCCCUCCAACCCACCCCUUCUUCCCAGAGGAGUUUUUUGACACUCAAAUCUGACCCUCCCCUCCCUUGCUCAAAGCCCUACCAUGGCUCCCCAGUUUCUCAGAAUAAAGCCUAAACUCCUCAGCUGGGGACUCAAGACCUUGUACAACCUGGCCCUGCCCAGCCACAUGGCAGCCACCAACUGUGGCGGGUGUUUUCUAAACAUAGACUUAUACACACAAAUGCUUUCAAGCCUCUGUCCAUGCCAUCCCUGUAGCCAGGAAAGCCUGCCUUUCCUCACUUCUGUCUGUAGGUACAUACCGUACCUGUAUGCCCAAGGUCCACAUUUGUUCAUCUCUCUCAGUCAACCCUUCACCUGUCAGCCUCUCCGGCGUUCCGCUACUGCGUGGGGGAGGGGGCCUGCCUGGUACCCCCCCCCCCCGCCAUUCCAGCCAGGUCUCCAACAACAGAACCAGAGCCACUCAGCAACGCUGGAACUCAUUCAGGGAGGCCUGGCGCCCCUCAUCCCAAGCCAGGUGGGCUUCGGGGGAGGGGUGCAGCCCCUGGCAGACUCGCAGUUUGGCCGAGGGG